Messenger RNA from Chrysemys picta bellii (western painted turtle), 2191 nucleotides. NCBI's taxonomy places the organism in Eukaryota, Metazoa, Chordata, Testudines, Emydidae. The record is from RefSeq and is a predicted model, not a curated record.
UGCUAGACUGAGGUUAGCAGAGUGUCUGUUGCUAGAAACUGAUUAUAUGCAGUAUGUGAGCAUCUUUCAUUCAAAAUGGGCAUCAGUAUAUUGAGUAGGAAUGAGAGCUUUUAGAAAUGCAUUAUUUGACUAAAUAACAUGUUUUUUUAAAUGGAUGAAGAGACGCUGAGCUUUCUUACAUUAAUACUAACUCCUAUUUUAUUGGUAUCUAGACCUUUACAUUUUUCAAGCUCAUAUUAGAGCCCUUUAAAAACAGAAGCAAGAAGAAUCUGCCUAGUUACGUCAAGAAGUGCAUCAUUAUCAUCACUAUGAACGUGUCUUUCUCCAGAUCAGUUUAGGUUUCUGAAAUGUUUGUUUCUGUCUUUUGAAUUCAGAUUGAUCUACAGAGAGCACAGAUCAAUACAGCUUUUUAUUUUUAUUUCCUGUCAAUUCUAAAAUGCCAUCCAAAGAGUCUUGGUCAGGGCAAAAAGCUAAAAGAUCUGCAGUUCACAACUCAAAACAAGAGAGCCGUCAACAAGAUUUAUUGAUAGCAGCCUUGGGAAUGAAACUGGGUUCUCAGAAGUCAUCUGUGACAAUUUGGCAACCUCUUAAACUCUUUGCUUAUUCACAGUUGACAUCACUUGUCAGAAGAGCAACUCUGAAAGAAAAUGAACAUAUUCCAAAAUAUGAAAAGGUUCACAAUUUCAAGGUUCACACGUUCAGGGGUCCACACUGGUGUGAAUACUGUGCCAACUUUAUGUGGGGCCUCAUUGCUCAGGGAGUAAAAUGUGCAGAUUGUGGUUUAAAUGUUCACAAGCAGUGUUCCAAGAUGGUCCCAAAUGACUGCAAGCCAGAUCUGAAGCAUGUCAAAAAAGUGUACAGCUGUGACCUUACAACGCUAGUAAAAGCACACAUCACUAAAAGGCCAAUGGUGGUAGACAUGUGUAUUAGAGAAAUUGAAUCUAGAGGUCUUAAUUCUGAAGGACUAUACAGAGUUUCAGGCUUUAGUGACCUAAUUGAAGACGUCAAAAUGGCAUUUGACAGAGAUGGGGAAAAAGCAGAUAUUUCUGUGAAUAUGUAUGAAGAUAUCAAUAUUAUCACUGGUGCACUUAAAUUGUACUUCAGGGAUUUGCCAAUUCCGCUUAUCACAUACGAUGCCUACCCAAAAUUUAUAGAUUCUGCAAAAAGCAUGGAUCCUGAUGAACAGUUGGAAACACUUCAUGAAGCAUUGAAACUACUGCCACCUGCACACUGUGAAACCUUAAGGUAUCUCAUGGCACAUUUAAAGAGGGUAACCCUUCAUGAAAAGGAGAAUCUCAUGAAUGCAGAGAAUCUUGGCAUUGUUUUUGGACCAACCCUUAUGCGAGCACCAGAACUAGAUGCAAUGGCUGCACUGAAUGAUAUCCGUUACCAGAGACUUGUGGUGGAGAUGCUUAUAAAAAAUGAAGACAUUUUAUUUUGAAUAUUUUGUUUUGUUCUUUCUAAAAAAGGAAACAACAAUAUUCUGUGGAGGAAGGAAUAUUUUAAUGUAAUUUAACUGGCUCUUGUAGCUGAAUUCCAUAUUUGCUAGAGCUUUUGAUGUAUACAGGAUAAAAAUGAAGGAACUCAGUGUCGCUUCUGUAGUGCCAUUCAGCUGAUGUUGAAAAAAGGUUAACACAUUUUCCAGUACUAGUAAUCCUGGGUGUUUAUCAUGUUUAAAGCAAAAAUCUAAAGCUCGAUUGCAUGAUUGUCUUCCUGUUCUCCCUGUUUUGAUGAAGAUCUUUCUGCAAAAGAAACGAGAACCGGUGCAGCAUCUUUUAUAAGCAUCUUUGUUCUGGAUAGUAUGUGACUGUAAUUUAGCUUGUUUCUCAGUGUAAACCUAUUGUGAAUUUGCUUUUAUGUUCUAUGUAAUUGGUUUCUGAUACUAAAAAAGAAUGAUUUCUGUGAAAUAGGGCUUCUGGCUGUAUGUUGACAUUUCCUAUCAUUGUUUUCCCACUUUCUUGGGUGAUUUCUUCCUGGUUUCUCUCAGUUCUUUAACAUGUAGUGAUUUGUUUUUAACAGAAACAAAAUGUGUACUUUGUCACUUUAAGUAAUUCUUCACGCCUUUUAUUGUGGUUGCAGUAAAAUCUGCAACACUGUACAAUAUUUCCUUUAUUGUUGUUUCAAUUGUAAUUUUGUAUUUUUAUCUGGCAUGCAUAUAUUAAUUUAUUAAAUUUUGCUAUUAGAAAUCUCA